AUGGCCACCUACAAGCAACUCCAACGCGAGCCAGCUUUUAGGGAGCUGUUAAGCAAGAGAAUCGCAACUCUGCAAGAUCUAUUUGAUAGUUCCAAGGACUCGGCCUUUAUAGCAAUCGACACCGAGCAUUUUCCUAUCGCAAGCGGAAAGGAUCGGAUCCUCCAUCAGGUCGGCCUGGCACAUGUUCGAACUUUGAUACAAGAUUCGCCUGAAACGGACGUAGCAUCACGCAGUACCAGCCGUCCAUGCUUUCAGAAUUUCUACAAUGAGAAUAAGAUCCGGGCUUUAACGCUUAAUAUCAAUAUUGGCAAAGAAAAGCGAGAGGAAAUUGUUUGUCUUAAGGGGGAAGGUGGCGUGCCAACUCGGCGUCGGCACCGCUUUGGCCGAGAGCAACAAGUCGAUCUUGAAAAUUUGGAGGGGAUCAUUGUUGACUUCAUGCAGGGCUGUAAGGGCAAGGCAAAUUUGGUUCUGAUGGGGUUUGAGAUGGCAGCUGAGUGGACAUACUUGUCUAGACACUUUGCUCGUGCCGUACCUUUUUUCUCGGCGUGGGUGGAUCUUCGGGAUGUUUGCAAAGAUAUAAGUUUGUCAGUUGGGGUGAUUCUCGGGCUGAUAUCUUUGUUGAAGAUUUUUGGAUAUCAUUGGAAGGACAUUCAGCCUGAUAGAGGGGAUCUGGGCGGCGGCAUUGCUGAUAAUGCUGGAGAUGAUGCUGUGUGCAACUUGCGUGUUAGCCAGCGCUCUUCUUGA
Messenger RNA from Trichoderma aggressivum f. europaeum, 744 nucleotides. RefSeq lists its product as uncharacterized. The transcript has a single exon. NCBI's taxonomy places the organism in Eukaryota, Fungi, Ascomycota, Sordariomycetes, Hypocreales, Hypocreaceae. The record is from RefSeq and is a predicted model, not a curated record. Bases 1 to 744 code for a protein of 247 amino acids.